Molecule: messenger RNA, 336 nt
Organism: Staurois parvus
Lineage: Eukaryota; Metazoa; Chordata; Amphibia; Anura; Ranidae
Source: the annotation of a GenBank genome assembly
GCACUGAUGGGUGGCACUGGUGGGCACAGGUGGGUGGAACUGGUGGGCACAGGUGGGUGGCACUGGUGGGCACAGGUGGGUGGCACGGGUGGGCACAGGUGGGUGGCACUGCUGGGCACAGGUGGGUGCAUUGCUGGGCACAGGUGAGCGCACUGCUGGGCACAGGUGGGCGGAACUUGUGUGUGGCACUGCUGGGCACCGAUCAUCAGGGCACUGAUGAUCAGUGAUCCUGAUGAUCGGUGCCGAUCCCCGCUCUGACAACUGCCGGUUUUCGGCAGCACUUUCCUCACGCUCUGACAGCGUGAGGAAAGUGUAGCCGAGAACCGGCAUUUGCAU